Molecule: messenger RNA, 1357 nt
Organism: Asparagus officinalis (garden asparagus)
Lineage: Eukaryota; Viridiplantae; Streptophyta; Magnoliopsida; Asparagales; Asparagaceae
Product: protein disulfide isomerase-like 2-2
Exons: 11
Coding region: 75-1175 (366 amino acids)
Biological process (GO): protein folding
Cellular component (GO): endoplasmic reticulum
Molecular function (GO): protein disulfide isomerase activity
Source: RefSeq, a predicted model, not a curated record
GCCUCAUCAGGAGGUAGCGGCUCUCUCUUACUUUAAAAAGCGAAGGAAAAAAAAAUCUCGAGAGAGAAAAGAAAAUGGUGAGAUCUAAAACCCUGUUACUGCUGAUCUCCCUCCAAACCCUAGCCCUCGCCCUCCUCCUCUCCCCGUCCCUCGCCGACGACGGCGACGUCGUCGUCCUCACGGCCUCCAACUUCGAGAACGAGGUCGGCGGCGAUCGCGGCGCUCUCGUCGAGUUCUACGCCCCCUGGUGUGGACAUUGUAAGAAGCUCGCCCCUGAGUACGAGAAAUUAGGUUCAAGUUUCAAAAAGGCAAAAUCUGUGUUGAUUGGAAAGGUGGAUUGCGAUGAGCACAAGGACCUUUGCAGCAAAUAUGAUGUUAAAGGUUAUCCCACUAUCAAGUGGUUUCCAAAAGGCUCCUUGGAACCAAAAAAGUACGAAGGUGCACGUACUGCAGAAGCCCUCACUGAGUUUUUAAAUACAGAAGGAGGGACUAAUGUAAAGUUGGCCACAGUCCCGUCUAGUGUAGUGGUGCUGACAUCAGAAUCUUUUGAUCAGAUCGUUCUUGAUGAGAAUAAAGAUGUUCUCGUGGAGUUCUAUGCACCAUGGUGCGGUCAUUGCAAAAACCUUGCUCCGACAUAUGAGAAAGUAGCCAAUGCUUUUAAAUUGGAAGAGGAUGUCGUGAUAGCUAAUCUUGAUGCUGAUAAUUACAAGGAUUUGGCUGAGAAAUAUGGAGUUAGCGGAUACCCUACACUGAAGUUUUUCCCAAAGAACAACAAAGCUGGUGAAGACUAUGACGGCGGACGCGAUGUAGAUGACUUUGUUACUUUCAUCAACGAAAAGUGUGGCACCAGUCGUGAUGCAAAAGGCCAGCUUACUUCCCAAGCUGGUGUAGUAGCAAGUUUAGAAUCUCUAGUGAAGGAAUUUACUAGCGCUGCUGAUGAUGAAAGGAAGGCUGUCCUUACUCGAAUUGAAGAGGAGGUUGGGAAGCUCAAGGGUUCCGCAGCAAGGUACGGUAAGGUGUAUUUGAAGGUUGCAAAGGGCUCCAUUGAGAAAGGAGCUGGCUACGCGAAAAAGGAGAGCGAACGUCUCCAACGCAUGCUAGAAAAGUCGAUCAGCCCUUUGAAGGCGGAUGAGUUCACCGUCAAGAAGAACAUCCUAUCCAUUUUUGCUGCUUGAGUUGCGAAAAUCUUUUUUUUUUAAAAAUUAUUAUAAAGCAGAUUAAGAGACUUGCAGUAAUUUUUGUGUAACAAUUUACAAUUUUAUGCCGAACUGUAGCCUAAUUUUAUCUCUAAAGCCCAGAUAUUCAUGUGGUAGUUAUAUGCUUCUUUGGUGUUAGCUAUGGUUCUACCUUGCCAUCA